AUGAAGAGGCAGCGCGGGCGACAGGGCGGCGGGGAGGCGGACCAUGAGCGAGGGGAGGCGGUGGCUCCGAUCGCUGUCUGAGGCGCGCUCUGUCACCCGGAGUUUGUUACUUCUUCAUUUCUUCCAGGAAGCCGCAUCACGACAACAGCUGAGGUCGAUGGGAACGAGAAGAGAGAUGAAGAAGUUCUCCGCUGAUCGCCUCCUCACUUCCUCUCAGACCGCCGCGGAGGUGUAGGCGCAGCUGCAGCGGCGGAGGAGAUGUCGCACCCCAAGAGGAUGCUGCUGUUUCUGGGCGUUUUUCUAAUGAUUGUCGGGGGGGUCAUGGUCCUGGGCGUGGCCCUUCCCUUUCAGUCCGCCCCGUUCUUCGUGGUCGGGGUCUUUCUGGGCCUGGGGGGUCUGAGCCUGCUGGUCAGCGUGCUCUGCAUGGCCAUGCAGAACAUCCAGGUGGCGGUGCCCGGACACUUCCUCCUUCACCCCCGCACAGGCACACGCUUCAGCCCGCCGCAGGCUCUGGCUAUACAGAGGAGGUUGGAUCGAAUUCGUCGGGAGAUGUCAGCGGACUCUGUCGGACAGAGACCGGAGCCUGAGCCCCCCCUCCCGUCCACCCCACCACCCUGGACUAUGGAGCCGCCUCCGUCCUACGACACAGUGAUGAAAAGCCAGGAGCAGAGUGAGCAGCUGUAGCCUCUGGUCGGACAUCUUUACUUUGUGCCAGUGCCUUCUGUCUUCUCAGUGAGAACCUUUAACCAACACUCGGUGCUAACGGUGAACUCGCUGCAACGGGCCUGUUGUGCCUUAACACAGCCAUUAUGAUCCCAAGCACUAGCCAAGGAACAAGAUGAGACCACAGCUGGCUAAAGAUGUACAAACUGAACCACAGUGUGGCCUCCAUGUCAACUACAUGUGUGUUGUUGGGAUUGUUGGUGGAAAGCAUUGAAAUGACCACUACAGCUGCUUCACUGUACACGAAGCGUCCGUGUUCAGACCAGCGUCAUGUAGCCUUCACAGCCAGCUGAAGAGAAGCAUGUCACAGAUUGGCUCGGAGCCUCCUGUAGACAGCUCAUUCUGAUUUGUUUGGGCCUGCUUGAACUUAUGUGAUCUAUUACUGUGACUGCACUUCUCUUGGAACACAAGGUCUUUCCUCAAGGCUCCUCUUUGUAUCUGCAUUCUUUCCUGUCAUAACGCUGCACCAUUCUUUGAUGGCUUUCUCCAACGCAAGGUGCCUUAACCAGUGACAGCAGAAUGUUAACAGUAUAGUUUUAUUUAUCUCCCUGCUUUGUUACCAGUAUGUCCACUGUUUGGUGUUGUCAUGUUACUAUAAACUCCAGAUACUGA
Messenger RNA from Platichthys flesus (European flounder), 1335 nucleotides. RefSeq lists its product as uncharacterized. Bases 259 to 684 code for a protein of 141 amino acids. The transcript has 3 exons. Lineage: Eukaryota; Metazoa; Chordata; Actinopteri; Pleuronectiformes; Pleuronectidae. The record is from RefSeq and is a predicted model, not a curated record.